Lentinula edodes (shiitake mushroom) is the source of this 1453-nucleotide messenger RNA. RefSeq lists its product as uncharacterized. The record is from RefSeq and is a predicted model, not a curated record. The transcript is spliced from 5 exons. Bases 1 to 1308 code for a protein of 435 amino acids. Lineage: Eukaryota; Fungi; Basidiomycota; Agaricomycetes; Agaricales; Omphalotaceae.
AUGAACGUUUCGCAAUCUGUGCUGGAGCUUCCUCUACCACUGCUCCUUCUCAUACAUUUACAAAUUUUGCAAUAUCCACUCACCAACAAUGAGGAUUUCGACAUUCACAUCUUCGAUGCCCAGAAACGCAGACUACGUGCCAGGAUCAAGAUGAUGGAAGAUCUAGGAUAUUGGCUGAUUUUUCCAGUAUACCCAUGUAUUAAACCAUCCGAAACAAUUGCUUUCAGAACUUCCUUUGCAAAGUAUCUCGAAGCCCUUAGACAAAGUUGUAUAAAGGAAAAUGCCGCAUCUUCAGUGUGGUGGAGGGGUGUUCAAGUCCGCAAAUCGGUGUUGGAAGAGUGCACCGGGGAAAAGUUCCUUCGUUUGCUUCUGGCCUUUUCUACGCAGGUACUCUUGAGGCUUUCGCCCAAUCCUCACACCUUGUCAUUGCCCGAGCUAUAUUAUUCAACCCGUCUUGCUUCUACGCAAGCUUCUCAACGAAAGUGGAUCAAAGUCGCGUCAAACCUGCUAGAGCGGGAACAACGCCUAAUGGAUACUAAGAUAAUUCACACUUCAACUACGUCUCCAUUCCAAUCGAAAUUUCAAUGUCUCUCUACGCCGCGUUUGGUUGCUCUCAAAGACUCGAAACUUCAAGAUGUCCUCAGUCAAGAAUGUUGGAGGGGCGAAUCAGCGCGGAAAAUCCUUGAAUUCUUCGUUACCCUGGCAGGGCUAGGAUGUGGUCCAGCUGAAGACGGAAAACAUUGGGAACCUUCACUAAUCGGUACUCUUUCUCAUCUAUCCCAAUCACCGCGAACCGAAGUACAACUCCUGCCAGUAGCGGCUUCCCGACACCUCUAUUAUCUACAACAAUUGAAACGUCCUGUAUUUUCUCUUGCCGAAGCUGAACUCGCUGCAGCUGCUAAAAAGGCAAAGACACCGAAUUCUAGCUCCGGGAAUAUGGCGCUACAAAAUUCAGCUCAGCCGGAAUUUGACUACGCAGUGUUUGCCCUCCGACAUCAUCUCGCAAAUGAAGAAAGCGUUCGUGUGGCGUUCGACCGCGCGCUGAAGAGGCUUGCGGCAAAAACAAGCAAACUCCAAGAAAAAUCAAAUGAGAAAAAAUUCAAACCCGAUGCUCUCGCUGGCAGGGCGGAUAAAACAAAGCUGCAAAUGUUGCCCAAAUCUAGUUCUUGUAUGGUCCAUCUCCCUGCUACUGAAGUGAAUGCGGUGAAUGUGAAUGUGGUCAAAGAGUUCUCGUUCUGGGAAGAUAAAUAUAAUUUUGACGAGAAAGGACGGCGCUUGCUACAGUUGAAUUUCGAUCCUUGUUUUUAAAACUUCCUGGUUCAUCUCUCGUUCUUCACAAAGUAUGAAUUGAGGUGGAUAGUUCUGGAUGACCACAUGUCUCAAACUUGAGCAGGUUGGGUGGCAGCAGUGGGAAGGCUGCGGCAAAAGCUGGCUCAAGGUAAAGAGCCAUGCU